Microthlaspi erraticum is the source of this 1335-nucleotide messenger RNA. The record is from the annotation of a GenBank genome assembly. Lineage: Eukaryota; Viridiplantae; Streptophyta; Magnoliopsida; Brassicales; Brassicaceae.
AUGGCUGGGGGAUCAAAGAGGUCUAAAAGAGCAAGACUUGAUGAUAGUGAAUCAGAAGACAUAAGCGACGAAGAGAACCUUCAGGUGGAAGGCGAGAUUGAAGAUGAUAAAUUUCCUGAUGGGAUAGAGGAUGACGAAGGAGAUAGCAUGGAAGAUGAUGAUGACGAGGGAGAGAGUGAUGAAGACGAAGAAGGAGAAGGAGAUAGCGAGAAAGAUGAUGAUGAAGGAGAUAACAAGGAAGAGAAGGACGGAGAAAGCGAUGGAUUUGAAGAUGGAAAUGACGAAGAGAGUAAGAGUGGCGAUGAAGAUAACGAAGGCAAUAAAGAUGCCGAGAUGGAAGAGCUUGAAAAAGAAUAUGUUGAGCUCCGUUCACAAGAACAGGAUAUAUUGAAGAACUUGAAGCGUGAUAAGGGUGAGGGUGCAGCUAAAGGCCAAGCAGUGAAGAACCAGAAGGUUCUUUGGGAUAGGACUCUGGAGCUCAGAUUCUUACUUCAGAAAUCAUUUAGUAGUUCUAACAGAUUGCCGCAGGAGGCUGUUAAAUCGUGUUUUUGUUCGGAAGAUGAGAAGGUCUCAACAGCAUAUACAGAUCUAAUUACUUCUUCUAAGAAGACACUAGAUUCCCUCUUGGAGUUGCAAGAGGCUUUGCUCGAGAAGAAUCCCUCAGUUGAUCAACAAGUAAAUGGAACAGCUACUUCAGUGGGUUCAGAAUCCAGUAAAUCAGAUGCAGAAGAUAGCGAUGAAUGGCAGCGAAUAUCUGACUUGCAAAAAAGAAUGUCUGUGUUCCGAAACAAGGCUGUGGACAAAUGGCAGAGGAGAACACAAGUCACAACUGGUGCAGCUGCUAUUAAAGGAAAGCUCCACGCCUUUAACCAGAACGUGAGCGAACAGGUUGCUUCUUACAUGAGGGAUCCAAGUAGAAUGAUUAAACAAAUGCAGCAAUCAAGGUCUACUGUUGCUGUUUUUGGAACUGUGCCCAAGGAAGCCAUGGAACCAAAUCAAGAAGAGAAACAAGUAGAAGGAGAUCCUGAACUUGUGGAGGAUGCUGAAUUAUACCAGCAGUUGCUAAAGGAGUUCCUUGAGACCAUCGAUCCAGCUUCCUCUGGUAUAUUUUGGUAUAUUGCCGAGGCGGCUUUCUAUGUGAUGAAGAAAUUUCAGACGAAGAAGAGUAGACUUGUGGAUCGGCGUGCCUCUGAGUGCAGAAAGAUCAGGUAUAAUGUUCAUGAGAAGAUGGUCAACUUCAUGGCUCCACGACCUGUUAGGAUUCCUCCAAACACUGCUGAUUUGCUCAAGAAUCUCUUCGGUCUCAAGACCAGAAACGUUCCGUCUGAAGCAUAG